Chara braunii is the source of this 1505-nucleotide messenger RNA. NCBI's taxonomy places the organism in Eukaryota, Viridiplantae, Streptophyta, Charophyceae, Charales, Characeae. The record is from the annotation of a GenBank genome assembly.
UGCUGUGUGCCUUGGGAGGGCAGUGCGCUGUGUUCUGCGGUGGAACCGUCUACAAUGGGGAACGCAGGCGAGGCCGACCAUCGCAUGCUCACCAUGGCGGAACGGACUGCGGUUACAUCGGCUGUCGCGGUCGUCCUUUUGCGAUGCCAGAUGGAAACCGCGGGGGAGAGGAUGCGUUCGCGGCUCCGCGCAAGGGCCAGGAAGGCACUUCUUUCCGUAAUGACUGAAGGGGUGGAUGCCGCUGCCGUAUGGGAUGCCGUUCUGGAGGUGUGCUGCGCCGUGGGGUGCGGAGGCCUGCCCAGGGCCACCCCGCGAUGGUGGGUGAAGAGGAGGACGGGUGGUGCGUGGGAGGACCUUCCCCCAGCCCACGAUCCAACGGAGGGGUACUUUCGUGACAAGCUGCGCAUGUCGCCACGUGUCUUCCGUGAGAUUGUGGUGAACUUGUCGUCCAUUUUGCAGCGUCGUGUUACCUUUUACAGGGUGCCGUUGCAGCCAGACCAUAUCGUCGCCUAUGCGUUGUACAGAUGGGCCACUGGCGAGACGUACGAGAGCAGCACGUGCAGUUUCGGCAUUGGCAGGGCUUCUGGUCUGGUGGCCGUGAGGGACGUCACAGCGGCCUUGCUUUCGGUGUACGGGGACAAGGUGUCUUGGCCGACGGGGGUGCAGAAGGCUGUGGUCCUGCGCGCUUUCGCGGACAAGGGUUUCCCCAACUGCCACGGGUGCAUCGACUGCACUCACAUCUACGUCGACAAGCCCGCGAACGCGCCCGGUGAAGACUACAUGGACCGCAAACGUCGCUUCUCGGUGCAAGCCCAAGUCGUCGUCAACCUUGACCUCCGUGUUUUGGACGUCUUUGUGGGGUACCGUGGAAGCUGCCACGGCGUUCGGAUCCUCCACCUCUCUAGUCUUUGGUCCCGCGCGCAGUCCGGGGAACUGUUCAUGGGCCCUCCCGUGAUGCUGCCAUUCCAAGUGCUAACAAAUGGGUAUCUGCUCGGCGACAAUGGCUACCCGCCGAGUGAAUGGAUUGUCGUCCCGUACGGCGGCCUGGCGAAGUAUGCGUCGGAGUUCCGCUUCGACAACAAGCAGAAGACCGCGAGGGGGGCAGUGGAGAGGGCGUUCGGUAGGCUCAAGUGCAUGUGGCGGUUGUUCCUGCGGACGCACAAGAUGAACAUGGAUACGUUGCCGCAACAGUUCGUUGCCGUGUGCAUUCUCCACAACAUCCUCAUCGACGUUGGCAUCCCUUUUGACGAGAACUUGCUUUGGGAAGUGGACGCGAACGGUGUUCGGCGUCACGUGGAUCUGGGACUCCACCACGGUGACCUCCCCCGCACUCUGUGCAUGGAGACUUCGACGGGGGAGGCUAUGCUUCUGCGGGAUGCGCUGGCAGAGCGUAUGAUGGCUCGUUCUUGAGGAGUGGCAAUUUGCGUGGGCGGAGAUCCACGGGGCCAAAGUGGGGUGUCCACCGAAGGCCGGCGAUGGAGUGGAGGCAGUGCUUGAAGACACGU